Messenger RNA from Coregonus clupeaformis (lake whitefish), 2622 nucleotides. RefSeq names its product GTPase IMAP family member 4. The coding region runs from base 619 to 1647 and encodes 342 amino acids. Gene Ontology annotation, molecular function: GTP binding. The record is from RefSeq and is a predicted model, not a curated record. The transcript is spliced from 2 exons. Lineage: Eukaryota; Metazoa; Chordata; Actinopteri; Salmoniformes; Salmonidae.
UAACAUAGGUCUAGUCCUAUUGUAAAUGACAGUCGAUCUAUGACUGCUAUAAAAUGCCUGCUAGACGAGUGCAACAGGAAGCCAACUGAGUAUGAGACCCCACCUUAUUAUGUGCUGUGUGAAAGUGAAACUAAAAAAUAGGCUCCGACAUUUUGUACAGGAUAGAGGCAUUUUACUUUUGACUGCAGCUCAUGUCCUCGAUUGAUGUCUGUAAAUACAGAAUCGAUACAGGAUCCUAUUUGCAUGUACCAAUUAACAUGAAUGUUUUAUGGCACCAGGUUAUAGGAAUAUAGUCUAGUUUACUCUUUGUCAGGUGACAUAUUUGACGUUAAAGCUGUCUUUAGAUCAGCAGCGUGACAAGUAUUCAGAACAUGUUGCAGUAAAUAAUUAUUUACUGAAAUUACCGAAUAAGUUUCAGUUCGUUAUUUGGCAACUUGGUUAUGACGAAGAAAACGGAGUAACAUUCGUGACCACUUGUACUGGAUUGAACAUCUGUCGACCGCAGCUAAAGUGGUUAGUUGUUUCUUGAAGACAGACGACGCACUCACACUUAUUAAACUCUAUCGGACUUUACUUUCUAUACCCUGACUGGUGGUUAGUAGCCUUCAACAAUCGAUAAUGGACAGACCUGGAUUCACUAUGGCACCUCAUCCUCGUGAUGUCAGGAUUGUGCUGCUCGGCAAAACUGGAGUGGGGAAGAGUGCAACAGGAAACACCAUUCUGGGUCAGGAAGUGUUUCACUCAGCUUUGGGCUUUUCCUCAGUUACCAUGAAAUGUGAAGAGAGAACUGUUCUGAUUGGAGAGAAUAGAGUCAGUGUGGUUGACACUCCAGACUUCUUCUAUGCAACACACACACAGGAGGGUCUGAGUUCAGAGAUAGAGAGAUGUAUUUAUCUGGCUAACCCUGGACCCCAUGCAUUUAUCUUUGUUCUAACUCUUGAUACUUUCACUGAGCAGGAGACAGAUGUAGUCGCUGUAUUUGAGAAAUGUUUUGGUGAAGUAGCUUCAAGAUACACUAUCAUUGUCUUUACUCAUGGAGACGAGCUGAACAACAGAACAAUAGAGGAACUAGUAGAGAAAAAUGUUAAGUUGUCUGAGCUCAUUGAAGAGCGUGGUUGGAGAUAUCAUGUCCUUAACAACAAAGACAGAGCCAAUAGAAAGCAGGUGACUGACCUGCUGGAAAAGAUUCUCAUCAUGAUGAAUGUGAAUGAAGGUAGCUGUUACACACCUGACAUGCUGCAGGAGGCAGAAAGAAAGAAUAGAGAAGAGAUUGAGUUGAUGGAAGAGGAGAGUCGCAGGGAGGAAGAGAGGAAAAGAGAAGAACACCAGAGAUGGAUAGAGGAGGUGAGAAGAGAGACAGAGGAGAGAGUACGGAGAGAGAUGGAGGAUAGAGUACGGAGAGAGAUGGAGGACGAGGAAGUUAAAAGACAGAGUGAAAGGGAAAACAUGGCAAGAGAAGAAUGGGAAAAGAGGGGAGAGGAAUCAGAGAGAGAAAAUGGGGAUGAAAUUAUAUUGCUUGGAUCUGGACAUAACACGUCUGGACAUAAAUGUCUGAUGUUAAAAAAACAUCAGACAUUUAUUUUGAGUUUUCCUUUGCUAAUUAUUAUGGUUGUCAUUAUAUUUUUCAGGUUUGAAAGAACCCAAUAGGGUCAUUCCAACAAUACAAGUACAAGUCUGAAAAACAAGUAGAGGGAAAUGCCAAAAUGCGGAUUUAUUGGAUUUUCCGUGUGGUCUAUAUUAAAUGGUACUUUAAUUAAGAUACAGCAACAUGCUUUUAAAAUUCAAUAUUGGUUGAAAAUUUCUACUUAAAAUAUCAAAGGGACGCAAAAGGCCCUCUGCUCCUGGAACGACCCAAUACAUCAUCUAUCUAUUCACUUUUUAUUCAAAUAUUGAAAUACCCAAAGUUGUUACAAAACAAAAUAAUUGUUUGAAUGUGUAUGUUUGUAUUAUGAUUGUAGUAUUUGCUUUUCAUUGUGGUUCAUCUGGUACAGUACUAUGAAUAUUGAAUAUUGCACUUAAUCUUUUAGUCAAUUGUAAGGUCCUCUUACUGGUUUUUAAAGUAUUAUCUAAAGCAGGGGUCCUCGAACUCUUUGGGUCUGGGGACCCCUUUUGUGAUAGCAAAUUCACCAGGGACUCCCUCAUAUUCAGAACACUUCUGGAGUGAGGUACAAAUAGCAUACAAGGAGUUUUACUAUGUCUUAGGCAGUGCAUGGCUGGACAAAAAAAACGUUUAUUUUAUUUUACAUAUUUUGACAUCUGGCCGUGGACCCCCUGCAGUACCUCCGUAGACCCCACUUAGAGAACCCCUGAUCUAAAGGACUGCCUCUCUGAUAUGCCUGGUUGGGCCCUCAAGAUUGUUAAGAUUUUUUUCAGACGCCAGGUUUUAUAAUAUACCCAGGUGAAUCGCAUGAAAAGUGGUGAUGCAGUUUACACCCCCAAAUUCUGGAGUGCCCAGCCCUACCACGCAAUAUCAGGCAGGAAAAAACUGUUAACUCUUUUUAAUGGCAGAUAGUUGAUAGAUUGUCCUAAUUUCUAUCAUUCUGUGAUUUAUUGUUUACCAUGUUUCCUUUUAAUAAAUUUGUAUUAUUAUUUUAUUAUGAACAGCACCUUGCGUUGCAGUCU